This is a messenger RNA of Myzus persicae (green peach aphid), 2414 nucleotides long. RefSeq lists its product as uncharacterized. NCBI's taxonomy places the organism in Eukaryota, Metazoa, Arthropoda, Insecta, Hemiptera, Aphididae. The transcript has 9 exons. The record is from RefSeq and is a predicted model, not a curated record. Gene Ontology annotation, biological process: SCF-dependent proteasomal ubiquitin-dependent protein catabolic process. The coding region runs from base 765 to 2414 and encodes 549 amino acids. Gene Ontology annotation, cellular component: SCF ubiquitin ligase complex.
CAUCAUCGCCACUCGCCAGUCGCCAGUCGUCACGGUCACAGUGGCACAGUCUAAUAUUGUCUAUAAUCGAAAAUCUAAAUAGGUUGGUAGGUACACCCGGAAGACAUAGUAUUUUCUGCGUCCAACACUCACGCAAAAGAAGCUCAUCCGGCCGGCCGACCGCGUACGAGAAUCGUAGAUAACGAACUUAUGAUAUAAAUCUUCCGCCGUCAUAAGUUUUAAAAUUCGGUGAUUAUCGUGAUCUCGUCUCCCUUCUCCCUUACCACGACGGCCCCCACUCGAAUAUUUUCUUCUUACUCCUUCGCCUCCCAACUGGUCGUGGCAAUUAGAGGGAACAACAGAAUCUAAGCAGACAGGACGUGCAAAAAAGCGGAGUAAAAAGUAACCCGCUGUGAGAAAGAGGUGAACAGGUUGAGUGAGGGAGACGGAAACGAAAACAAAACGGAUGAAUUUCGUCUCUGGAAGACUGGACGCAAGUAGCCAGGUACUCACGUAACAACAGUCAACGGUACCAACGUACCUAACUAACUACCUUAGUGUUACCGAACACUUGAUCCGGCACGCACCGCACUGACCUGCCGCCGCCGAUACGCUGACGUCCGAGCUUAUAAUAAAAAAAACAAACAGUUCAGCCGAAUUAGCGACAAGAGCAGCGCAUGCGAUUUAAAAAUCAAAUGCCACUUUCAGUGUCAAGUUGAAGGAGUUGACGAAAUUCGUCAUUGUUGUCUCAUUCUUCUCCAUAUAUUGCAACAACUUUAAUCAAGAUGCCUCCAUACAAUUCUGUAAAAAGUCUACAAUCUUUAGCACUAGAACAGGCAUGCAAACACAUACUAAACAUAUCUAACAAUAUGAAAAAAGAUGUAAAUGGAUCGCGUGAAUAUUUUAUUAAUAAUGUACAUGCUUGGGCCAGAACCAACAUUUUGAACUACACCAAAGUUCUAUUGGAUAAUGGUGAAAAAGAUAAUGAAAUUUGGAGUGAACUAAACUGUGUAAUGAUUGACACAAAUCCAUACAUAAAAAUAUUGAGUGUUAAACUUAGCAUAUGGUUAAUAAUAUUAAACGCCAUGUUGGACAUUGGGGUUGCUCGAUUACCACCUUUAUAUCUUCACGCAGGUAUGGAAACUGAAUUCGAAGAAUUUGUUUCUAUAUUGAACCGUAAUAAUACUCAUCUCAAAGAACUGUCUGUGACCUUUCAAAUGUCAAGUAAAAAUAACUACACUCCAGCCGUGUACGCUUCAAUGUAUAAUCUUCAGAAAACGUUUCAUGAAGGUCUAGCUUCAAAACUUGUUCAUUUAAAGCUCGGUGCUAUUUGUGAUAAUGCAAUAUUGAAAACUAUUGGUGAACAUGCUUUAUGUUUAAAACAUUUAGAUGUAUCCGGUUCAUGGAAUGUUGACGAAGCGGGCAUCAAACAUCUAUUGUUUAAAAAUGAUGUGUAUGUGGAAACAAUAAACGUAUCAAACGAAUUACUCUGUCAGCAUCUCAGCCAUAUGUAUGACAAUAAGUCAAUGUUGAAUAACUGCUGUUUUACUUUAGAAGAAUUGAGGAUUCAGGAUACAAAUACAGAAGAUGCUAGUUUACUGAUGAUACUUGCAUGUGUCAAGAGCCUAAAAGCCUUAGGUGGUUUUCUAUACUUCAGGAACAUUGGUGAUGCUUUGGUAACCGUAUGGGAAAACUCCCCCAAGCCACGUAUAUUCCAGUUGACUGAAUUGUAUGAUAUGCAGCUAACAGGCAAAAAAAUAGCUUCACUCAAAGAAUGUUUACCAUACCUAAAAAAGUUGUACACCCGACUAUCAUGUGUCUGUACGCCUGAAGAUUUUGCAGAUCCAGAACAAGGAUCCAUGUUUUGGGGCCGUGUACAAACACUAACUAUUGAUCUUGAUUACAUGAUGAAUUUUCAUUUUAUCAACUUUGUGUUUAACUAUGGUCGCAACUUGUCUGAACUCACUAUUCUUGACCAGGAAGCUGAUAUAGAUGUGGCCAAACUCCUGGCUAGUUGUCCAAAUUUAUUAGUGCUUAAAGGAUUUUUACAUAUUUUUGAAAUGCCAGUCGGAAAAUUUACAAAACUGAAAUCAAUCGAAUUACACAUGCCAACUGUUGAAACAAUUAAUUGGUUUUUUGAAAACUGUCCUUGUUUAGAAGAAGCCAAACUUUAUAGUGAUUCAAGACAUCUUUAUUGGAAUACACAAGUUUUUGAGAGACCCCCUUUAAUAAUGUGCAAUAAUCUCAAAAGAUUAGAGAUUUCGUUCAAUGAUGAACACCCGAUUACUAAUCACCAAACAGUUAUAAAAUUCAUUGAAAAAUGUUCAAAACUACAACAUUUGGGACGAUUAGAUAAAUGGAACCUGGAUAAGAAAUUUGUAAAACAAGUAAAACUGUAUAUUAAAAAGAUGAACUACGAGCUUAACAUUUACUAG